Messenger RNA from Aegilops tauschii subsp. strangulata, 1757 nucleotides. RefSeq lists its product as uncharacterized. Gene Ontology annotation, cellular component: cytoplasm; membrane. The record is from RefSeq and is a predicted model, not a curated record. Gene Ontology annotation, molecular function: protein binding. NCBI's taxonomy places the organism in Eukaryota, Viridiplantae, Streptophyta, Magnoliopsida, Poales, Poaceae.
CUUCACGGCAGGCCGGGCUGAACAGCCUGUGUUCAGCCCAACACAUGUUCCACUAGCCCGCACACGCAACUCCCGGUCCCGGUCAAUCCCCACCACUCGUUUUCCCUACUCACCCUGCCCCGUUUAUUCCAUCUCCUCCCUACGCACCUCUUGCCACCGCCGCAGCACAUCCCCGAAAGCUAGGUUUUUAUCACUCCACCCAUCAUCGCCUCGGCGGCCGCACAACCGACCUCCUCGAAGCCCCGAUCUCCUUCACCUCUCCUCUCCGUGCCAGAUCGUUGUUUAUGAGCUCGAAGGAGAAGCCCACCCUCGGAGGCCAGCGGAUUAAGACCCGCAAGCGGAAUAUCGCAGCUCCUUUGGACCCUUCGUCGUUCUCUGAUGCAAUUGUCCAGAUUUAUCUGGAUAAUGCUGGAGACCUGGAACUUGUUGCCAAAAGUAUAGAGUCAUCAGAUCUCAACUUCUCACGUUACGGUGACACUUUCUUUGAGGUUGUUUUCAUUGGUGUGCGUACUCAGCCUGGUACGAUUAAACCCGAAGAAGAGGGAGAGCGCCACCCCUAUUCUCUCAUUGACUGUGCAGCACAACGUGAAGCAAUAUUACCUUAUGUCCUCUUUAUUCAGAAAACAUUGCGCAGGAGGCCUUUCUUAAUAAAGAGUCUUGAAAAUGUUAUGCGAAAAUUUCUCCAGUCUUUGGAGUUCUUUGAAGAAAAUGAGAGACAGAAACUUGCCAUUUUCACGGCACUUGCAUUUUCUCAGAAAUUAUCAGGUCUGCCACCUGAAACUGUCUUUCAGCCAUUGCUUAAGGACAAUCUUGUUGCCAAAGGGAUAGUGCUUUCAUUCAUUACUGAGUUCUUCAAGGAAUAUCUGAAGGAAAAUAGUUUGGAUGAUCUGAUUGCACUUUUAAAGAAAGGCAAAAUGGAGGACAAUUUACUUGAAUUUUUUCCAUCAGGAAAGAGAACCUCUGAGGCUUUGUCUGAGCAUUUCACCAAAGAAGGUUUGACUAGCCUUGUUGAGUACAAUAGCAAGAAAAUGUUUGAAGUUAAGCUCAAGGAGAUAAAGUCAACUCUGACCACUAUGAUCAAUGAAGAAGCUGAAAUAUCUGAAGUAACUGAGGUUGUCAAGCAACAGGUUAAAGAUGCUAAAUUUCCUGAUAUAGAGGUUGUUCGCAUGCUGUGGGAUGUGCUGAUGGAGGCUGUUCAGUGGUCUGGAAAGAACCAGCAGCAAAAUUCUAAUUCAGCACUUAGGCAGGUGAAUGCUUGGGCUGGUCUUAUGAAUGCAUUUUGCACAAGUGGAAAGCUAGAACUGGAACUCAUAUACAAGGUCCAGACACAGUGUUAUGAGGAUGCUAAGUUGAUGAAGCUGUUCCCUGAAAUUAUAAGAUCACUGUAUGAUCAAGAUGUCCUAGCUGAAGAUACCAUACUUCUUUGGUUCCGCAAGGGUUCAAACCAAAAAGGAAGGCAAUCUUUCGUGAAAGCUCUGGAGCCUUUCGUCAAAUGGCUCGAGGAGGCCGAGGAGGAAGAAUAAAGAGGCACGGUUGUUGCUUUAAAAUGAGUAUUUCCUUAUACCCCAUGUUUGCGGAGACGGUGGUCAUCCUUUUGCUGCUUAUUACUGAACAAACAUUUUAUAUUCAGAUGUGAGCAUUGCUGUCAUCUGCUAUCAUUUUCGACAUUAUUGUACCAGGAUUUGGAAGGAACGUUACCUACUUUGUGCCGUGUAUUAGUUGUUACAUGGAUAUUUAUGCAGAGUGCACAUUUUUAA